CUCCACCCCUGUCACCCUUGUCACGUGGAUCACACCAACAUGGCCGCCACCAGCGCUUGUGUGGAAACUCCGCCAAGCACGGACAUGUCUUUCAAGAAAGCCCUCGCCGUCGCGUCUCCUCUCACUUUACACAUCGUGGCGGAGUGUCCGGUGACAAAAGCGAGAGCGUGCGACUUGAAGUUGCCGCACUGCGUCGUUAGCACGCCGGUUUUCAUGCCGGUCGGCACCCAGGGGACCAUGAAGGGAAUAACCGCGGAUCAAUUGGACGCUCUCGGAUGUCAAAUUUGUCUGGGGAACACGUACCAUCUGGGGAUGAGGCCGGGGCCUGAUUUGAUCGAAAAGGCCAAUGGUUUGCAUGGAUUCAUGAACUGGAAAAAUAAUCUGUUGACGGACAGCGGAGGCUUCCAGAUGGUGUCUCUCGUUGAACUCUCCGAGGUAACGGAGGAAGGGGUCACGUUCAAGUCCCCGUACGACGGCAAAACCAUCCUCCUCAGUCCGGAAAAGUCCAUCGCCAUACAGAACAGUCUCGGUUCAGACAUCAUGAUGCAGCUGGAUGACGUGGUGAGCAGCACAGUGACGGGACCGCGUGUGGAGGAGGCCAUGCAAAGAUCCAUUCGCUGGCUGGAUCGUUGCAUCGCCGCCAACAGUAACCCGCACAAGCAGAACCUUUUCGCCAUCAUCCAGGGCGGGCUGAACGCCGGGCUUCGCAAAACCUGUCUAGAUGAAAUGACAAAACGCGACGUUCCCGGCUUUGCCAUCGGGGGUCUAAGCGGAGGGGAAGAAAAGGAUGACUUCUGGCGGAUGGUGACGCUCAGCACUGACCACCUGCCUCGAGAAAAGCCUCGCUACCUCAUGGGCGUGGGGUACGCCGUUGACUUGGUGGUGUGCGUCGCUCUGGGUUGUGACAUGUUUGACUGCGUCUUUCCCACCCGAACGGCGAGGUUCGGCUCGGCGCUGGUGCCCUGGGGAUCCCUGCAGGUCAAACACAAGCAGUAUGCCAAGGACUUCAAGCCCAUAGACCCCGACUGCCGGUGUCCCACCUGCAAAAGACAUAGCCGGGCGUACCUGCACGCUCUGUUUAAGAGCGACACUGCAGCCAUGCAUCACAUCACCAUCCACAACAUCGCCUACCAGCUCAACCUGAUGCGUUCCGUGCGGCAGAGUAUCGUGCAAGGCCGCUUCCCGGACUUUAUACGCGCUUUCAUGCGCCGUAUGUUCCCAUCCCGUGAGCAGUACCCCAGCUGGGCUGUGGAUGCUCUGGCCUCCGUCAACAUCACCUUGGAGUAACAUUUUUUUUUUAAUACGCAGAAGAUAUAUCACACAGAUAAACAAUGACAGAUUUUCUAUCGUUUUUUAAACACAUGAUUGUUUUGUAUUUGUUGUUUACAUUUGCGUUAUCCUAUUCUGUGCGUGCGUGGGCGUUUUGGGAGGGGGGGGCAGCUUUAGAUCAACAGGAUGGAGCUUUUAUUAUGUGGCGCGGCAAACAACCUGCAGCCUGAGCAAAUUGUCCUCGGAGUAGACAUUAUGAUAAUAUGCCACUGGAUGGGGUUUAAAUGAGGUUUGGAAAAGGGGGUGGGGGGGGGCGAACAAACACACAAACUGUGUCUCACGCGAUGCGCACAAUUUUUUUUGGGGUGCUGUCGCCAUGGUUACAUGGUGAGGCCCACCCACUUGAAAGGAGAAAUGGUUUUUUUUUUUUCGUCUUGCCUGUCAUGCUUUUGGCACGGAAGAGUGUGCUGAAAGGAGGCGUGUCGUUCGUCACGGCAAGCACAAAUGUGAUGAGUGCGGGCGUUUUGGUGUCUUGUUGUACAUCGCAAGCGCUUGCUCAUCUUUACGGCCAGCAGAGGGCAAAAGCUCAGCACUAUUCGUGAUUUUUAAACUACAGCUGUUAGCUUUGUCCUCUCAACACCACAUUUGGGAGCUUUUAAGCGAGGGUACAAGCAUACCGAUUUUUCAUGUCUUAACAUUGUUUUAGGGAGCUAGGAAUUGAGCUAAAAAGCAGGCCCCAUUAUCGGUAUGUGUGCGCACCGGCUAACUACUGACCCUGUUGAUUUCAUUUAUGACAACUCAUCACUUGUCUUAUGAUGGAGCGUUUUGCAAAACUGUCAUGUGCGUCGUAAAUGCAGUUAAAAGAGAUUUUAGGGCAGGUUAGGUUUUGGGGUAGCUGUUAAAUGUUAAAAAGGGCUCGUCAUACAUUUGAGCAUUUAGUGAAUAUGCUCACUUCAUUCUCAGGGGAUUGAAUCAAUCAGCUGGACUGUCCAGGUUGAAAACGAGACGAUUGCGGCUAGUCCAUGGGCCAAACUGGAUAGCAAGGAUGUUGACUAAACGCUCCAACGGGCCGUAUAUGUGUACCAAAUUUUGAAUAAUCUCACAGCUAGCAAAACGGUUCACCGCUCUAGCGCCGAACACAAAGUGAUUCAACAUACGAAAUGCACAUUUUUAAAUAGCUUUUUUUUUUUAACCACCUCCCAAAUAUGCUCAUAUUCUCUCCUCUCUGCGUCUAUGCGAUUAUGAUAUCUUAAUUAAUCACGGGAUUAUAUUUACAGUAUGCAUUUCAGCUGUUUAUUUUGAAAUAUGCCUGGCGAGAAAGAGGAAAGUGGCUGGUGCUGAGGCUGAGUUACCAAACCGUGCA
Messenger RNA from Hippocampus comes (tiger tail seahorse), 2632 nucleotides. RefSeq names its product queuine tRNA-ribosyltransferase 1 (gene qtrt1). NCBI's taxonomy places the organism in Eukaryota, Metazoa, Chordata, Actinopteri, Syngnathiformes, Syngnathidae. Gene Ontology annotation, molecular function: tRNA-guanosine(34) queuine transglycosylase activity. The coding region runs from base 40 to 1287 and encodes 415 amino acids. The record is from RefSeq and is a predicted model, not a curated record. Gene Ontology annotation, cellular component: cytosol. The transcript is spliced from 9 exons.